Molecule: messenger RNA, 1926 nt
Organism: Trichosurus vulpecula (common brushtail)
Lineage: Eukaryota; Metazoa; Chordata; Mammalia; Diprotodontia; Phalangeridae
Gene: CHAT
Product: choline O-acetyltransferase
Exons: 14
Coding region: 1-1926 (641 amino acids)
Biological process (GO): neuromuscular synaptic transmission; acetylcholine biosynthetic process
Cellular component (GO): cytoplasm; neuron projection
Molecular function (GO): choline O-acetyltransferase activity
Source: RefSeq, a predicted model, not a curated record
AUGCCUGUCCUGGAGAAAAAGCCCCCCAAAAUGACUGAAAAGGAUGCUAGCAGCAAAGAGGAGGCUGUGCUAUCCAAACUCCCUGUGCCACCACUCCAGAAGACCUUGGCCAUGUACCUUCAGUGUAUGAAACACCUGGUGCCCGAGGAGCAGUACAAAAAGACCAAGGUGAUUGUGGAGCAGUUCGGUGCCCCAGGGGGCCUAGGGGAAGUCUUACAGCAGAAACUCCUGGAGAGAAGGGAGAAGACAACAAAUUGGGUCUUUGAGUACUGGCUGGAUGACAUGUAUCUCAACAAUCGUUUGGCUCUUCCAGUCAACUCCAGUCCAGCUAUGAUCUUUGCUCGACAAAAUUUCCAGGAUGUGAAUGAUCAGUUAAAGUUUACAGCCAACCUUAUCUCUGGAGUGCUUGACUAUAAAACCUUACUGGACAGCCAUUCCAUACCUGUUGACUAUGCCAGAGGACAGUUAUCUGGCCAGCCCCUCUGUAUGAAGCAAUACUAUGGGCUCUUCUCUUCCUACCGUCUUCCAGGACAUACCAAAGAUACUCUUGUGGCCCAGACAAGCAGUAUCAUGCCUGAACCAGAACACAUUAUUGUGGCUUGUAACAAUCAGUUCUUUGUCUUGGAUGUGGUCAUUAAUUUCCGUCGCCUCAGUGAGGGGGAUCUGUUCACUCAAUUACGAAAGAUAGUCAAAAUGGCUGACAAUGAGGAAGAAAGGUUACCACCGAUUGGUCUGCUGACGUCAGAUGGGAGAGCAGAAUGGGCUAAGGCCAGGACCAUCCUUGUGAAAGAUUCAACCAACCGUGACUCCCUGGACAUGAUUGAACGGUGUAUCUGCUUGGUGUGUUUGGAUGCACCAGGAGGUGUGGAACUCAAUGACACCAACAUGGCCCUUCAGCUUCUUCAUGGAGGGGGCCAUGGCAAAAAUGGGGCAAACCGCUGGUAUGACAAGUCCAUGCAGUUUGUGGUGGGUCGAGAUGGAGUCUGUGGCACGGUAUGUGAACAUUCCCCAUUUGAUGGAAUCGUCCUGGUACAGUGCACCGAACAUCUGCUCAGGCACAUGAAGGAGAGCUCAAAGAAGCUAGUUAGAGCUGAUUCUGUCAGUGAGCUUCCUGCUCCCAGAAGACUAAGAUGGAAAUGUUCCCCAGAAAUUCAAGGACACCUGGCAUCAUCAGCAGACAGACUUCAAAGGAUAGUGAAGAAUCUUGACUUCACUGUUCAUAAGUUUGAAAGCUAUGGGAAAGAAUUCAUUAAGAAACAAAGGACCAGCCCAGAUGCUUAUAUUCAAGUGGCACUCCAGUUGUCCUUUUAUAGAUGCCACCAGAGACUCGUCCCUACAUAUGAAAGUGCUUCCAUUCGCCGAUUUGAAGAGGGACGAGUUGACAACAUUAGGUCGGCAACUCCUGAAGCAUUGGCUUUUGUGAAAGCAAUGAUUGAUGAAAAAUCAUCUGUCCCGGACUCAGAGAAGAUGUUUCUUUUAAAAGAGGCCAUCAGGGCUCAGACAGAAUACACUGUUUUGGCCAUCACUGGUAUGGCAAUUGACAAUCACUUACUGGGGCUGAGGGAAAUAGCCCGAGGACUCUGCAAAGACCUGCCAGAGAUGUUCACAGAUGAAACGUACUUGACAAGCAAUCGAUUCGUCCUCUCAACCAGCCAGGUGCCAACAACAAUGGAGAUGUUUUGCUGCUAUGGUCCUGUAGUCCCAAACGGUUAUGGUACUUGCUAUAAUCCUCAGGCAGAGCACAUACUGUUCUGCAUCUCCAGCUUCCACGACUGCAAAGAGACUUCUUCUGUCAAGUUUGCUAAAGCCAUAGAGGAAAGCCUCACUGAAAUGAGAGCUCUAUGUAGCAAACACAAUACUGUGAUAGCAAAGCCACCAACCAAACAGGAAAAAGCCCCCAAAACCCAAGAGGCAAAGAAGCUCUAA